AGAGAUUAUUGCGUCACUUCUCUGGAUAUAAUCUUUCAUGAUGACACCAAUUUAUUUUUAGUUUGACUUAAAAUUGAAAUUUAAGCCCCAUCCCAAAUAUUGGAAUUUAUUUUGGGCUAACCUUCGGCGUAAUUGCUGCAGCUCUCACAGAUCCUUGUUUCCUUUCUAUAGAUAACUCAUCUCCGUAAGUUGGUCAACUCCUCUCUCUCCAGCAAUGGCGAUUAGGGUUUUCUCCAUCAUUGUUCUUCUUCUCCUAUCUUCGUCAUUUCUUCAAGUUUCUAGAUGUGACUCAGAAGGUGCAAAAGAAGUAUGGGAAAAUACCGAAGACGGAGGAGAUCUUGGAAUUGUUGGUGAGGAUGUCCGAGAUUUUGGUGGUGGGACUUAUGGUCCAGCUUCAGAAGUGGAAACCAUUUGUGUUUUUCCUAAAAACCCAUCUAAAUUUGUUCCGGCUGGGGAGGAGAGCGAACUUUUAGUUGGAUUAAAGAAUGAUGCGGCAUCAACUUUGAAUGUUAUUGCAAUCCAGGCUAGUCUUCAUCUUCCAUAUGACCAUCAAUAUUUGGUUCAGAAUCUCUCUGUUCAGGGUUUUAACAAUGCAACUGUUCCACCUUCUGCUCAAGCAACAUUUCCAUACAUAUUUGGUGUCAGCAAAUUUUUGCAGCCCGGGUCUUUUGAUCUUGUUGGGAAUAUUGUGUAUGAAAUAGACCAGAAUCACUAUCAAAGCACAUUCUACAAUGGCACCAUUGAAGUGACCGAGCCUGGAAGUGUUCUCAGUGUUGAGUCUGUUUUCUUGUUUUUUCUUGGAGUUGGUAUUCUUGGCCUUCUUGGAUUCUGGGUUCAUGGUCAGAUCCAGCGCUUCUCAAAGAAAACUAAGAGGGCUCCAAAGGCAGCAAAGGUCGAAGUUGGAACUGCAACAAGGGAUGCUGCCAUGGACGAAUGGUUGCAGGGAACUUCGUUUGCCCAGUCACAAUCUAAAUCAAAGAAGAAGAAUUAAAACAACAAAGUGUUUUGAUUAGUUGUGUGCUGCAUCUGCAUUCAUUCUAGAGAGGAAGUUUCCUGUGUUGGGCGUUUGAAUUUUGGCGAAUGCUGAAAAGCUAUGGGAUAGUUAAAAUUGUAUUCAAACAACCCCUACACCAGUGAGUGUUGUAGCUGUACACUAGCUACUAGACUUUGCCCAUUGUGUUUUUACUGCCAAAACUGACUUCACCUAUGAAAUAGGUUUGAAAAAAAAACAAUUUUUUCAACGCCCGAUCCUUUUACUGUUUC
This is a messenger RNA of Cuscuta campestris, 1263 nucleotides long. NCBI's taxonomy places the organism in Eukaryota, Viridiplantae, Streptophyta, Magnoliopsida, Solanales, Convolvulaceae. The record is from the annotation of a GenBank genome assembly.